AUGACUGAACUCACACGAAACCCCCGCAAGUCCCGCUCUCCAAUCGAGAAGAAUUGGAUGCUGUUUUUCUUACCCAGCGGUGAAGCCUUCAUCCACUACGAUCUUCCCGCCACAUCCGACAGCACACGCGGUCGUACUCUCGCCAAAAUGCUCGGGAACGGCCUGACCACUCCGAAUUUGACGGACCCACUGGAAAGUCCUUGCUUGCACAACGCCUUCGAGGAGGAGAUUGCGAAGCAGCAUGCCUCUUACAAUAGCACCAACAAGCCUAAGCGCGAAGUAGAACACGACAAGCGGAAGCUCAUGAAAUGGCAUCAAGCAACUAACGCCCUCCGCUUGGUCCUCUGCAAUCGGUCCGACCAAAAAUGCAAGGACACACCAGAGAAUUCGAUAUUCUUCGCACUCGUCCACCGCAAAGUAUCGAACGCGCUGAAACUUCCAAUGCGGUACGAACGGUUCUUCAUCGCUUGGUCAUCCACCCCACCUUUCCAUAUGAUCGGCAUAUCACAGCAUCCUAUCCUGAUGCGGAAUGAGUCGGCGUUAGGUUGGACACCAUCUGAGAGUUGGGACGACGAUCCAGAGAACGCAAAGAUUGUGGCGGCGACCAAGGCGCGAAUUCCAAAGAAUGCUAGUGAGCCGUAUGGUGGGAAAGGUCAUUGGGCCAGCUUCACCUACACGGUAAGCAUUUCAUAUGCGUGGGGAAGGAAACCAAGAAAGGCGAGUCAUGGGGAUCGGAGUGAGGAUAUGCACAUGGGUUAUCUUGAUGAUGAAGUCAUUCUUGCAAUUGGGGUGGACGAUGAGGGUGGGGUUUUUGCUCAGGUGGAGGCAAAGGAGCUGGUGCAGUGUAUGCGCGCCUGCUCGGGUAGAAAUUGA
Molecule: messenger RNA, 873 nt
Organism: Bacidia gigantensis
Lineage: Eukaryota; Fungi; Ascomycota; Lecanoromycetes; Lecanorales; Ramalinaceae
Exons: 1
Coding region: 1-873 (290 amino acids)
Source: RefSeq, a predicted model, not a curated record